AUGACCUCAUUCAUUAUUCAAGGUACAUCUAAACCUACUCCUUAUACCCGAGAAAAAUACCCGAAGCUCUUUCUCCCUCUCCACUCUCCAUAUUUUCUCCACACGGCUCCGGCCACCACACACGGCUCCGGCCGCCCGGCAUCGGAGGGCCUUUGGCCAACACCCCCCGGGUGUGGUCUAUUUACUCCAAUCUAUUUUACAGGAAUCGAGGAAGAGAGAGAAGGAAGAUCGAAGGUUGAAGGAUCUAGAAGCGAAUAUUCUCCCGUGAGAUUAUUUGCACAAACAUUUGGUGCUUUCAUUGAGAGCACAAGUUAUACUCAACACGUGCUCAAGGAAUCAGUUCCUCCUAUUUUCCAAUCCACCGAAGCCUUCCGAACAACCAUGGUUGGAAGCAAAGGCACUAGGAGCAAAACUGCCGCGAUGGCUCAAUCCAUGACAGCCCAAAGCCACUCCACCCACGAUCCCGCGAUCGACAUGGUGGCACCACCACCUCUCGCCACCUCUCGCCACCUACCGGACCCGCGGCCGGAUCUAGCAACCUCCGUGGCACCACUGCCGAACAUGGUGGAACCUCCCAUCAAGAUGGGCUCGUUACCACCACCAACUUAG
Prunus armeniaca (apricot) is the source of this 609-nucleotide messenger RNA. Lineage: Eukaryota; Viridiplantae; Streptophyta; Magnoliopsida; Rosales; Rosaceae. The record is from the annotation of a GenBank genome assembly.